AUGGCUUCAUCUACACGGAUAUUUUCUUUUGGUCUUGGUCAUUCACCAUCUCGUUCCCUAGUGAAAGGUCUUGCUCGUGCAACAAAUGGUUAUUUUGUUUUCGUACCUCCAAAUUCAAAAGUUGAUACAUACGUCGGUAGUCAACUUGGUCGAGCUCUUCAACCAUCAUUAGUAAAUGCUCGACUUGAAUGGUAUGGAUUGUCUACUGAAGGAUUACAAGCUCCAAAAACGAUUCCACCUCUUUAUAUCAAUGAUCGUGUCUUAGUUUAUGAACUAUUAGAAGGUGAUGAAUUGAAAAAUCAAAAUAUCAGUGUAGCUCUCUUUGUUGGAGAUCAUAAAAUUAAUUCGAUGAAAUUAUCUGGCAAUAUUGCACACAAACAAGAUACAAUACGUCGAUUAGCAGCUAAAGCUUUAAUACAAGAAUUACAACAUGAAAAAGACAACAUAUCGGAUACAGAGUACGCAUUUAAAUCUAAAUGA
Messenger RNA from Rotaria sp. Silwood2, 480 nucleotides. The record is from the annotation of a GenBank genome assembly. NCBI's taxonomy places the organism in Eukaryota, Metazoa, Rotifera, Eurotatoria, Philodinida, Philodinidae.